AUGAAGGUCUCCGUGAAGACGCUCAAGGGAUCCAGCUUCCAGAUCGAAGUGGAACCCACCGACAAGGUUGCCGACGUGAAAAAGGCCAUAGAGAGUAUGCAAGAGCAGGCUUCCUAUCCUGCUGACCAACAAGUGCUUAUACACCAGGGGAAGGUGCUCAAGGAUGACACCACAUUGGAGGAAAACCAAGUGAUUGAGAAUAAUUUUCUUGUUAUAAUGCUCAGACAGAACAAGGGAUCAAGAAGUGCAGCACCGGCUAAGGCAACCGCGAAUCAGGCACCCCCUACUCAGACAGUGCCUGCUACUCCACCUCAAACGUCAGCAGCCCCAGCUGCACCGGCACCUAUUGUACCUGUCAGUGCACCGGCUGCAACUGCUACAGCCUCAGCAGCUCCUGCUGUUGCUGUAUCCACUGAGGCAGAUAGUUAUGGUCAGGCUACCUCAAACCUAGCUGCUGGCAGCAACUUGGAAGGAACAAUUCAAUCCAUUCUUGAAAUGGGUGGCGGGACAUGGGACAGAGACACUGUACUACGUGCUCUGCGGGCUGCGUAUAACAAUCCAGAGCGUGCUGUUGAGUACUUAUAUUCUGGGAUUCCUGAACAAAUGGAUGCUCCUGCACCACCUCCGAGUUCCCAGCCAGCCAAUGCUGCCCAGGCGGCACAACCAGCUCAGGCUGCAGUUCCUUCAUCUGGACCAAAUGCUAACCCUCUUGACCUCUUUCCCCAAUCUCUUCCGAAUGCUUCCGCUAAUGCCGGCGCAGGAAACCUUGAUGUUUUGCGUAAUAACGCCCAAUUCCAAAACCUGCUUGGUUUGGUGCAGGCUAACCCUCAGAUUUUGCAGCCAUUGCUUCAAGAAUUGGGGAAACAAAAUCCCCAGGUUAUGCAGCUAAUCCAGGAAAACCAAGCAGAGUUCAUGCGGUUGAUCAAUGAACCACUGGAGGGAGAUGAAGAGAAUGAAAUGAUGCUGGACCAGAUGGCAGAUGCAGCUGAGACCAUUGCAGUCACUCCAGAGGAGAACGAAGCUAUACUUCGUCUUGAAGGGAUGGGCUUUGACCGGGCACUUGUCCUGGAAGUGUUCUUCGCCUGCAACAAGAACGAGCAGCUGGCCGCCAACUACCUCUUGGAUCACAUGCACGAGUUCGACAACGAUGACGGGCUCGGAGGGCCACCACUAUGA
Molecule: messenger RNA, 1176 nt
Organism: Miscanthus lutarioriparius
Lineage: Eukaryota; Viridiplantae; Streptophyta; Magnoliopsida; Poales; Poaceae
Source: the annotation of a GenBank genome assembly